AUGGACUUUUUUACUCGAGAUAUAACUGAGGACUCUAUCCUUAGGUGUCCAUUCUUGAGGAACAUUAAUGAACCAACUAACUUCUCAUUUGUUUCACCUUUGGCUUUUCCAAUGCCUGUGCGUGCGGCGAAAGGUCCAAUUUUUGAAGAUGGUCCCAAUUUUGAUUUGGCAUUUAGGCUUUUCCAUGGGAGCGACGGUGUAGUUCCCUUAUCCGAGAGAUCUUUUCAGCGUUUAGACAAAAUGAAGCCCGAACUUCCAAAAUCCCAAUUCAAUCCUUUGGCUGCAAAGGCGGCAACUAUUAGUCUGUCAUCAUUUGGAUUUGGCGGACCUUUCGGUUUUGACUCAUUUAAUGAGAAGUGGAAGAAACAGAAUAAAAAAUCCAACUCCUCAAAAAAAGAUCCUUCCUCAAAGGAUGGUUCGAAGCAUGAGGCAGGCAAUGACUGGCUGCAAAAUGGGAACUGUCCAAUUGCAAAGUCUUAUCAGGCUGUCAGCAAAGUCCUUCCACUCGUAGCAAAGGUUAUUCAGCCUCCUGCCGGUAUGCAUUACAAGUGCCCACAGGUAAUAAUUGCGGCUCGAGCGGCUAUAUCUCGCACCGCAUUUGCAAAGAAUCUCCGCCCUCAGGGCUUGCCAACAAAAGUUCUUGUGAUCGGUAUGAUGGGGAUGGCAGCUAAUGUCCCCUUAGGUGUAUGGAGAGAACAUACCAAGAAAUUUUCACCAUCCUGGUUUGCAGCUGUUCAUGCAGCUGUUCCAUUCAUAGCAAUGCUUAGGAAGUCUGUCUUGAUGCCUAAAUCAGCCAUGGCAUUUACCAUUGCAGCAUCGAUAUUGGGCCAAGUACUCGGGUCAAGAGCCGAAAGGUACCGUCUGAAGGCAGUUGCUGCAAAAAAGUUGUCUGCAAUAGAAGCUCCUGAUGUUGGUUCGGUCAAGUUACCUGUGGUUAAAUCUAAAGACAGGCACUGUGGUGAUGAGGCAAUGAAGUGGAAUGAAACUUCCCUUCAGCUGGCAGGAACUUCAUCAACUGAUGUAUUUUGUUGA
Molecule: messenger RNA, 1032 nt
Organism: Lathyrus sativus (Indian pea)
Lineage: Eukaryota; Viridiplantae; Streptophyta; Magnoliopsida; Fabales; Fabaceae
Source: the annotation of a GenBank genome assembly